Messenger RNA from Hypoxylon trugodes, 2030 nucleotides. RefSeq names its product putative multidrug resistance protein fnx1. Gene Ontology annotation, biological process: transmembrane transport. Lineage: Eukaryota; Fungi; Ascomycota; Sordariomycetes; Xylariales; Hypoxylaceae. The transcript is spliced from 2 exons. Bases 285 to 1958 code for a protein of 557 amino acids. The record is from RefSeq and is a predicted model, not a curated record. Gene Ontology annotation, molecular function: transmembrane transporter activity.
GUGUUACCACUCAUUUCAUGUAUUUACAUGUAGACGGGUGGUGUACAUGGAUGGAGUAAUCGCUGGGCCAAUACCACCCCUAUCACUUCCCUUAACUCUCCAACAAUUAAUUAAUUGCGGCUCGGACUCAUAGACACAAACUCUGUCGAGGCCAGGCGGCUAUUUACUUUGUCGCAUGGUUUUGAGACCACCUAAAAUCUAAUCUAUCCAAACUUGUGUCGUCGUUUUCUCUUCGCUGUCUUGACUUCAACUUGGUAGCUUAGACGCUGGGUUUUCUUCUCACUAUGUCAUCCACCACUGAUCCCCCGCAGGCUGUCGCCCCCAAGCCGGGUCAAGGAUGGCGUUUUUGGGCCAUUUUCAUUUCCUUAACCGUCUCGUCGAUACUGUCAGCCCUAGAUGCAUCGGCUAUCUCGACCGCGAUGCCUUCUAUGGUGAAGGAUUUAGGCUCAACGUUCGCCUACAUCUGGAUCGCUAACGCCUAUUUUCUAACCAUGACCGCUUUUCAACCACUGUAUGGUCAGACUGCCAACAUAUUUGGCCGUCGCAGUCUCACCCUUCUCGCUGUUCUGUCUUUUGCUGUGGGAUCUGCGAUAUCUGGCCCUGCUCCGAAUCUUGGCGCUCUCGUAGCCGGACGUGCGAUUCAAGGUAUCGGUGGUGGUGGGAUUAAUAUCAUGAUUGAUAUCGUCAUUAGUGAUUUAUUGCCACUCAGCGAGCGACCUAAGUAUAUGAGUGUGAUAUUUAUGGCGUACGCCAUUGCCGUAGCUCUGGGACCUAUCAUCGGCGGCUCUCUUUCCGAACGUGUCACUUGGAGAUGGGUUUUCUACAUCAAUCUUCCCGUUGCUGCUAUCGCAUUUGUUAUGUUGCUAUUCUCGCUGAGGGUUCGUUACGAGAAAGAUACGACUAAGAAUUCAUUAAAGCGGGUCGACUUCAGCGGAAACUUGCUUCUAAUUGCUGCCGUCGUCGCGAUAUUACUUGCAUUAACUUGGGGUGGUGUCGAAUAUCCUUGGUCGGCCUGGCAGACGUUGGUGCCUCUAAUUCUCGGUUUCGCAGGAAUCGUCGCGUUUCUCGUAGUGGAGGGUUUAAAUCUCGUCCCGGAGCCUACGAUGCCUUUGAGAUUAUUCUCUAACAGAACCUCGCUCGCUUGCUUUGGUUUGACGUUCCUUCACUCGAUCCUCAUGUACUGGCAGAUCUACUUCCUCCCCCUGUACUUCCAGUCAGCUCUCGAAGCAUCACCCAUCACUUCUGGAGUCUAUCUCCUGCCCACGGUUAUUAUCUGCAUGACAUUCACCAUUAUUGCUGGAAUUGGAUUGGGUAAAUUCGGCCGCUACCGUCCUUGGCAUUUCAUCGGUUUCGCUUUUCUGGCAAUUGGAUUUGGGCUAUUCUCGCGGCUGGACGAAAAUUCAAGCAAAGCAUAUUGGGCCGGUACUCAGUGUAUUGGUGCCAUUGGGAUUGGAGUGCUCACAACAACAACAUUACCCGCUGUCCAAGCCCCACUACCCGAGUCGGAUGCGGCUGUUUCGGUGGGAACCUGGGCAUUCGUGAGAAGCUUCGGUGGUGUUUGGGGCGUAGCUAUUCCGGCUGCUAUCUUCAAUUCCAUGGUCAACUCGCUCGUGGGUCGGCUUGAUGAUCCUCACAUGCGGGACUUACUAUCCAACGGAGGUGCAUACAGUUUGGCAUCUGGGGAGUUUAUCUCCUCCCUCAACUAUGACCCCGCUCUUAAGGACGCCGUAAAAGGCAUAUACACCGAUAGUCUUGCACGCUGUUGGCAAGUGGGCAUCGCUUUCGCCUUGUUAGGUUUCCUUAUGUCACUUGUGGUGAAGGAAAUCCCCCUACGUACGAAUUUAGAGACUAAGUUCGGUUUGGAGGAAAGUGACAGUAAGGAUGCAGAGAAGGGGGCUGGAACAGGGACUGAAUCCCCUGGCAGCGGCGGUGAGGCUUUGAUCGAGAGAACCUCCUAAUGGGUCCGCUAGGUACCUAGUAUGUGAUCUAUUUAUAGCAAUGCUGAAGCUUUGCACUUGGGUAACGGACAU